CUUGCUACUCCUCCCUCUCUCUCUCUCUCUCUGUCUCUCUCUCUCUCUCUCUCUCUUCCCUAAUUUCCUGUUUCUGCAACUCUUAAUUGUGCUUCUCUGCAAUUUUCCUAAACCCUAGAGGCUCUCCUUCUCCCCUUUUCACUCCCUCUUCAAUUUCCAAUUUAUAUCUUCUUCUCCUCCUCCCCUCAGAUUUCCUUGACGUUAGGGUUUUCUUUUAUAUAUAUAUAUAUAUUUUUUUUUUUUUCUCUACAUUUCUAAAUAUUUCUGAUACUAGAUAGUGUUGUUCAAAAUUCACGCCUUCUGAUUUCUUGGAUCUGAUCAUGGACUCGCGAGAUUCGUCUUCAUCUCAAUCGACGCCCGCGGCGAAUCGAGAGACUACUGCUUCUGCUGCCGCUGCUUCAUCGUCCACUGCCGGUGAGGAUGACGCCGUUCUUUCUGUAACUGCUGCUCUUGCUAAGGACGCGGCCUUGCAUUUCCAGUCUCGCCGUUUCACGGAGUGCCUCGCUGUUUUGUAUCAGCUCAAGUUAAAGAAAGAAGACAAUCCCAAAGUGCUUCAUAAUAUUGCAAUUGCGGAAUACUUUCGUGAUGGUUGUUCAGAUCCAAGGAAGUUGCUUGAAGUACUUAAUAACGUGAAGGAGAAAAGUGAGCAGCUUGCUCAGGCUUCAGGGGAGCAGGUUGAUGCUGGGAGCAAUACUGGAAAUAAAGUUAUUUCUGGCUCUAAAGGAAGUGCUACAACAGCACAUCAAUUUUCUGCUACAAAUGGUGCAACACUGGUUUACAUGGAUGAAUUUGAUCCGGCAGUUGCAACAUUAAACAUUGCAAUUAUCUGUUUUCAUCUUCAUGAAUAUACAAAAGCAUUGUCAGUUCUAGAACCUUUGUAUCACAAUAUUGAGCCUAUUGAUGAGACAACUGCUCUCCAUGUUUGCCUUCUGUUUCUGGAUGUUGCACUUGCCUGCCAGGAUGCAUCAAAAUCUGCUGAAGUACUGAUUUAUCUAGAAAAAGCUUUUGGUGUUGGUUGUGUGAGUCAAGGUGAUAAUGUAAGCGCAGCACAUCAACAACCUGCAAAUCUAGCUGCAAAAUCAUCCUCUAUUUUGAGCAGUUCAUCAGCCUUGGAUGCUUCUAAUUCAGAUUUAACACCUAGUGGGAAUGCCUUGGAAAAUUCCUUGUCGAGAACUUUAUCAUUAUCAGAGGAGUCACUUGAGUAUGAAACCAUGUUUGCAUUGGACAUAAGUGGACAGAACUUCACGAGGCCAUCUGGUCUCCCAUCUUCAAAUGAUCUUUCUAGGAUCCAGUUGGAUCGGUCUAUGUCUACCAUUGAUCUGAAGCUUAAGUUGCAGCUGUACAAGGUCCGUUUUCUACUUCUCACAAGGAAUUUAAAACAAGCAAAGCGUGAAGUUAAGCUUGCUAUGAACAUUGCACGUGGGAGAGACUCGUCCACAGCUCUCCUCUUGAAGUCUCAGCUUGAAUAUGCUCGUGGGAAUCAUCGUAAAGCCAUCAAGUUGCUGAUGGCAUCAAGUAACCGGACAGAGAUGGGGAUUUCAAGCAUGUUCAACAACCUUGGCUGCAUUUAUUAUCGUCUUCAUAAAUACCACACAUCGUCUGUCCUCUUUUCCAAGGCACUGUCUAGUAGUUCGUCACUUUGGAAGGACAAGCCUUUGAAACUGUCAACUUUUUUACAAGAUAAAUCUCUCCUCAUUAUGUACAAUUGUGGCAUACAACACUUGGCUUGUGGGAAACCCUUGCUGGCUGCUCGCUGUUUCCAGAAAGCAAGUUUAAUAUUUUACAACCAUCCUAUCUUGUGGCUACGGCUUGCCGAGUGUUGUCUGAUGGCUUUAGAUAGGGGACUUAUAAAAUCUGGUCGAACUUCAGACAAAUCAGAAAUUAUAGUCCAUGUUAUUGGCAAGGGAAAAUGGAGGCAUCUUGCAAUAGAAAAUGGGAGUUCAAGAAAUGGAUAUUUGGAUCCUGUUGAAAGGGAGGACUUGUUUUUGGGCAGUGAUGGGCAACCAAAGCUCUCUGUGUCCCUUGCCCGGCAGUGUCUCUUAAAUGCUCUGCAUUUGUUGGACUGUUCUGAUAUAAAAGGUUUGAAGUCCAGUUUACCUUCCAGUAUUUCCUUGGAGGAAAAUGAAUCAAGUGAAGCAGGAUCUCUCAAGAAUUCAAACCACAAGGGUUUAACUGGCCUAGAUACCAAAGCAUCAACUUUAUCUGUAGGCUUAGGUCAGCUUAAUGCAAAUGGGGAUGCAAAAGAGCAGAAGGGAGUGACAAGUCAGGAGAUCAUGCAGAAUUCCAUAUCUUACUUUGAAGAUAUUUGUUUGAGAGAGAAUCAGAUGAUUAAGCAAGCUCUUCUUGCUAACUUGGCCUAUGUAGAGUUGGAACUAGAAAAUCCUGAGAAGGCCUUGUCAACUGCGAAGUCUCUCUUGGAACUUGCAGAAUGUUCCAGAAUUUAUGUUUUUCUUGGUCAUGUGUAUGCAGCAGAGGCCCUCUGCUUGCUGAACAAGCCUAAGGAAGCUGCUGAGCACUUGUCAAUUUAUUUGUCUGGAGGAAGUAAUGUCGAGUUGCCCUUCAGCCAGGAGGACUGUGAGCAAUGGCAACUGGAGAAAACUUUCGAUUGUGAAGAUUCCAAUGGAGGAUCAUCUGCAAAGAUUUCUUUCCCUGAGGAAUCUCGAGGUAUUGUGUUCCACAAACCGGAAGAGGCGCGAGGUACCCUUUAUGCCAAUUUUGCAACCAUGUAUGCGGCACAAGGUGAACUUGAACGUGCCCACCAUUUUGUGACCCAAGCAUUGUCCAUUAUACCCGACAGUCCAGAGGCCACUUUGACAGCUGUUUACGUGGACCUUAUGCUUGGUAAGUCACAAGCAGCUAUAUCCAAGUUAAAACAAUGUAGUCGGGUCAAGUUCGUUCCAAGCCAUGUACAAUUGAAUAAAUCUUGAUGGGUGCAUCAGUGGCUUCUAAUUCUUGUGUCUGGGUCACCUCUCAGUGUUAGUUAGUGGGUAGAUCAGCAAUCCUUAUGUAGGAUUUGUAACAUAUAUAGUUCAGUUAAGAGAAUAAAUUUUCUGUUAUUUUUUUUUUCCUUUCGAUUUUUCAUAUCUAGGGCUCAUUAAUUGGUGGUGCGGCAAGAGAGUUUUGGAUAGAGCGGAUGCCCACCUUUCAAAUUUAUGUUGUGCUCUUCAUGAGACUGAAAACAGAAGAAAAGAAAUUAUUCAUCAAUUCCUCUUGAGAUUUCAA
Molecule: messenger RNA, 3222 nt
Organism: Hevea brasiliensis (rubber tree)
Lineage: Eukaryota; Viridiplantae; Streptophyta; Magnoliopsida; Malpighiales; Euphorbiaceae
Exons: 6
Coding region: 321-2927 (868 amino acids)
Biological process (GO): mRNA catabolic process; negative regulation of translation
Cellular component (GO): CCR4-NOT complex
Molecular function (GO): protein binding
Source: RefSeq, a predicted model, not a curated record